GGGUCUGAACGACAGGUGGCAGCAUUGCACCCGCGCACUCACCGCUGAACCGCCUGCAGGCGAUGGAGAAGAAGCGCCUGGAAUAUUUUCAAUUCUUUUCAUGUCAGGCGCUCAGUGAAAUUGACAACCAUUAAAAUCACAGCGAAGGACCCACCAAAAAUCUCGAACAGUUAUUGUCGUGCCACAUAAAUAACGGAUACAUCUCGCCGGAUCAUGCAUCCCGUAGAAGUGUCAAUCCCGUCUUUUCGGUCGGAGGGCAGUAACGCGGAGAAGGGUUACACGGUUUUUAAGAUCGAGGUGCUGAUGUGUGGUAGACAGCACACUGUUGAGAAACGAUACAGUGAAUUUUACGCUCUGCAUAAAAUGCUUAAAAAGAUCAUCAAACCUCCAGAAAUCCCUUCGAAGCAUGUGAGGAACUGGGUGCCCAAGGUUCUUGAUCAGAGGAAACAUGGACUCGAGCUCUAUCUCCAGACUAUACUCAUGGAAAAUGAGGUUCUUCCAAAGAUAUUCUUGGAUUUCCUCAAUAUCCGCCAUUUCCCGUCACUGCCAAAAACGGAGAGUUGCGGAUCAUUUGAAACUGAAUCGGAGGAAUCAAGUAAACUGACACAUCAACCAGCUCUUCUCUUCCUGAGGGAUCCCUAUCUGCUGCCUACCACCAACGAUACAUUUUCAAAUAUGGUUAUUGAAGGUGUGAUUCGUGGAAUAUUUUACCCAGACUUCCAGCCGAGGUAGACGACGUCACUACAGCACUACGGACGACGUCACAUCCAGUUCACAGAUAAAAAGGGAUUCGUAUUACUAACACUAAAUCACGCAGCACCAGUUUAACAGACUCCAUCUUUUCAGCCUUGAGAGCGUAGUUCGGCAUCAGCACUCAUUUGUUUCUGUGUCCCGCGUUUGCAGGAAUUGAGAUUUUAUUUUGACACAAAGUAAACAUUCAUACCAA
Messenger RNA from Carassius carassius (crucian carp), 946 nucleotides. Its product is annotated as sorting nexin-24-like. The coding region runs from base 214 to 732 and encodes 172 amino acids. The record is from RefSeq and is a predicted model, not a curated record. The transcript is spliced from 7 exons. Lineage: Eukaryota; Metazoa; Chordata; Actinopteri; Cypriniformes; Cyprinidae. Gene Ontology annotation, molecular function: phosphatidylinositol phosphate binding.